Messenger RNA from Salvelinus sp. IW2-2015, 4782 nucleotides. RefSeq names its product inverted formin-2. Gene Ontology annotation, molecular function: small GTPase binding; actin binding. Bases 179 to 3874 code for a protein of 1231 amino acids. The transcript has 22 exons. Lineage: Eukaryota; Metazoa; Chordata; Actinopteri; Salmoniformes; Salmonidae. The record is from RefSeq and is a predicted model, not a curated record. Gene Ontology annotation, biological process: actin cytoskeleton organization.
GAGAUCAGCGCAGCAGGGUUUGGAUACAACAGUCUGUCUAUAUUCCAUAGUUUCUACUAGAACRCAGGAAUUGUAGGAAAGCGGCUACUUUUCGAUAUAAGUGUUGCCUUCGAUUUGCUGUGGAAUUCGUCCUUCGUGCAGCCUAAGGGACUCAGUAACCUCACCUUUCUUGGUUGCCAUGGCAGCCAAGGCAUCCAAAGRGAAGUGGGWGGCCCUAAAGGAGCACCUGACCAGCAGCCCCCCGGACCCAGAUGCUCACCUGGAGGCCAACUUGGAGAAUGCAGAUCCAGAGCUAUGCAUACGACUGCUACAGGUACCCACGGUGGUCAACUACUCAGGGCUGCGGAGGCGUCUGGAGGGGAGURACCAGGACUGGAUGGUGCAGUUCCUGGAGCUCAAUGGGCUGGAUCUGCUGAUGGAGGCCCUGGAGAGGUUGUCUGGCCGUGGGUGUGCCCGCAUCGCUGACGCCAUCCUCCAGCUCACCUGUGUGGCCUGUGUGAAGGCAGUGAUGAACUCCUCCGCUGGGCUGCACUUUAUACUGGACAAUGAGGGAUACGUCAGGACCCUGUCACAAGCACUGGACACGUCCAACACCAUGGUGAAGAUGCAGGUGUUUGAGCUGCUGGCAGCCCUCACCAUGUUCAACCCACAGGGACACCACCUGGUCAUGGAUGCCCUGGAUCACUAUAAAAGUGUGAAGAUCCACCAGUACCGCUUCAGCGUCAUCAUGAACGAGCUGCAUGYGACGGACAACGUGCCGUAUAUGGUCAUCCUCAUGAGUGUGGUCAACGUGAUCAUCUACAGGGUACAGGACCUGAGGAAGAGGGACAAACUACGCAAAGAGUUCAUCGGGCUACACUUACUGGAUUUACUUCCAAAACUGAGGGAGACGGAUGAUGUGGACCUGAACAUCCAGUGUGAGACCUUUGAGGACACCAUGGCAUAUGAUGGGGCUGAGAUGGAGAGCAUGUACGGAGGUAUUGACAUGAGCAGUCACCAGGAAGUCUUCGCCACACUCUUCACCAAAGUGAGUAGCUCCCCUGCCUCGGUGCAGUUGCUGUCCAUCCUGCACGCUCUGUUGUUGUUGGGGCCGGAACACAGCGAGGUGUGGCUGGCCCUGGAGGCCCUGGCUGACCGUGCUACUAUGCUGGCACAGGAACCUGAAGUUGACUCCACCGAGCGCUUGAUGGAACGUCUGGUGUCCUCCAAGGGUCAGCAAUGGUCACCUGAGGUCAAGGUCAAGACCACAGACAGGGGCGUUCAGAUAGACCUGAGAGAAAGAUUGACCGAUCAUUUGGGUGUCCUCAUUAAAGGAUCUACCUCCCCUGUUGCCACUGCACCCCCCCCUCCUUCUCCUCCUCCACCCCCACCACUACAAGGCAUGGCAGCAUUCGGCACACCCCCACCCCAACUUCCACCCCCACCACWWCWWRRCUWGWCWGRGAURMUGUCCCCUCCCCGGCCUCUCCCCGGUCUCCCUCCUACCCAACCUUCUCUACCAGGGAUGGGGCAUGKGGGUCCACCGCCUCCCCCACCCCUGCCUGGCAUGGGUCCCCCCCCACCACCACCCCUACCUGGCACAAUGGGUCCCYACCCACCACCACCCCUGCCUGGGAUGGGUCCCCCACCACCACCACCCCUGCCUGGGAUGGGUCCCCCACCACCACCACCCCUGCCUGGGAUGGGUCCCCCACCCCCACCACCMCUGCCUGGUAUGGGUCCCCCACCCCCACCACCACUGCCUGGUAUGGGUCCCCCACCCCCACCACCACUGCCUGGUAUGGGCCCCCCACCUCCCCCUGGUGGCGGUGACAUGAUUAUGGCCCAGAGUGUGCAGACACUGGGCCGAUCCUACUAUGCCCCUCCACCCAAGGCGGGCCGCUGCCCCACACUACGCAUGAAGAAGCUCAACUGGCAGAAGCUGCCAUCCAGAGUGGUGACUGACAGUCACUCCAUGUGGACAUCGGUACAGUCAGAUUCUCUGGAGCCUGACUACUCCAGUAUUGAGGAGCUCUUCUGUCUGCCAGUGAYUGAUUCAAAGGCCAAAGGCAGCGCCCCUGCGGUCAAACAGGAGCCCAAAGAGAUUUCUUUCAUCGAUGCCAAGAAAAAUCUUAACCUGAACAUAUUCUUAAAACAAUUCAGAUGCUCACAUGAGGACAUUGUGGCCAUGAUCCAAAAAGGGGACCGCUCCAAGUUCGAUGUGGAGGUGCUGAAACAGCUACAGAAGCUACAACCAGAGAAGCAUGAGAUGGAUAACCUCACGUCCUACCAAGGAGAGAGAAAGAAGUUAGCUGGUGUGGACCAGUUUUAUCUCCAGCUCCUAGCUGUUCCAUGCUACGCCCUGAGGAUCGAGUGCAUGUUGCUGUGUGAGGAGAUCAGCUCAGUGUUACAGAUGAUGCAACCUAAAGCUGAGCUGCUGGAUGAGGCCUGUGAGAGUCUGAGGGUGAGCACUCGACUGCCAAGCUUCUGCAAGCUCAUUCUGGACGUUGGAAACUUCCUUAACUACGGGAGCCACACGGGGAACGCUGAGGGCUUCAAGAUCGGAACCCUGCUGAAGCUCACUGAGACCAAGGCCAAUAAAAGUCGCAUUACGCUGCUCCACCACAUCCUACAGGAUGCUGAGCAGAACCAUGAUGACCUGUUGAACCUUCCAGAUGAUUUAGAGAUCUGUGAAAAGGCUGCUGGUGUGAAUCUGGAGUCUAUCCAGACAGAGGUGAGCUCGCUCAUCAAGCGGUUGACAGAUUCAGAGAAGAAGGUGGCUUCCUCUUCUGUGGAGGACAUCAAGGAGCAGUAUCUAACUGCAAUGCAGGGAAGCCUGGAGGCCUGCAGGGAGCUGGAGGAGAGGUUUUUCUCCAUUGACAGGAAGAAGGAGGACCUGGCACUGUAUCUGUGUGAGGACUCAUCUCGUCUCUCUCUGGAGGAGCUGUUCAGCACUAUAAAGACCUUCAGGGGACUCUUCAUCAAAGCUCUCAAGGACAAUCAGACCCGCCGAGAGCAAGCCAUCAAGGCAGAGAAGAGGAAGAAACAGCAGGAGGAGGAGGAUUCCAAGCGACCAAGAGGGGAUAACGGGAAAAUAAUUCGUAAAGCCCCCCCGGUCCAGGAAGAGGGCUGCAUAAUCGACCACCUGCUGUCUGACAUCAGGAAGGGCUAUGCACUGAGGAAGACCAGGCCCCAGGCCGACAGGACAAGCCUGCCCUCUGCAGACAAGAAAAGGGACAGCAGUCUGUCGGAGCAGGGCACACAGCCUGAGGGAUUGUCUGCUAUAGAUGCUAAAGAUGGAGAUGAAGUUGAAAAGGUGACAUCACCCAAUGACCAAAGACAACAAGACAGAGAUUCAGUCGUAGGGGAGUCCUCAUCCGGCCUCCCCACACACCCCUCACUCAUAUCACGUUCACCCGAAACCUUAGGCCCCUCAGACCUCCAUACCACCACCAAGGACCAGGGAACCUGUGAUCACACACAGAGUGAGGACCUCAAACCUGGGAUGGAUUCCUUGGCUGACCGCCUGGUCGAGGAGGAGUCCCCAGAGGUGGAGAGGGUUAAGGCUGCUGAUUCAGAGGUUGAGGAUGUGAACAGGAAGGCAUUCUCAGCUGGUGGGGAUGGUCCAAAGAGCGGAGACACAGAGAUAGAUGGGAACCAGGAAAGUGGGGCUGAUGGAAAGGGGUUAGAGGAGAGUCAAUCAUCAGAGUCCCCCUCAAACACAGCUGCUGGUGACGCAGAGCCCAAACAACAGGCACAGAAACGGGGGGAUACUAAGAGACAUAACGAAGGCUUUUCAGAAUCCCAGAAACACCAUCCACUAAUCCUGCAUGGAUCUAACCAAGUCAUUGGUGGGGCGGCAGGUAGCCUAGUGGUUAGAGCUUUGGACUUGUAACCGAGAGGUUGCAAGAUCAAAUCCCUGAGCUGACAAGGUGGACGCAAGAAGAAGGACAAGGCCAAAGGCAAAAAGAAACCAUGAAUGUUGACGCCAUCUUCCAGUGCUCCACCCGUCUGCCAAACAAAUACUAUGGUAUACAUUAUACUGUACUUACAAAUAUCUAUAUCAGCCAUGCAUGUUUCCCCCACUUUUUUCAAAGGAUUACCUAACGAACCUAGGUGAUGCUUGUUUUUCAAAAUGGAGACUUCCUUAUUGCACCCCCUAUAGUGGGGUCUUUGUAUUAUUUACUACGUCAAUAACAGGAUUUGGCAAUGAUAUGACAGGAACUGCUUUGCAACCAGCCCCAGGAAGUAUGGAUGAUGAUGAUGAUGAUGGGAUCAUUUGCAUGUUACAAUUUCAUCAUGGACAUUCAAUGUAUUUGACACAAUUUCAUUGAAAUAUUAUACAUUAUUUGAUGAAAAUCAACAUGUCUAUGUAUAGAAUGUUUCAAUUUGAUACUGAGACAAAUGUUUACAGUAGGUCUACAUGUUAUGUUUACUUGUUGAUACAGACUCUCGUUUAAUUUGGCAAAUAGAGGGCCCCUCAUUUAAUUUGGCAAAUAGAGGGCCUCUUGCCUACAGCCAAGCAUUGGUGUAAUGACUGUAAUGAAUAUUGGUUCAUGAUCAGUUAGCCAUUAAAUAUUGACAAGGUAACAGCAUAGAUAGAUCAUAAUAAUAAACUCACCUGUUUUUCCAGACACAACAAUGUUAUAGUGAUAAUUUGCUAUAGUCUCUUUUUUAACAGUAACAGUUAUUGUUUCUUAUUGCACUCUGCAUUAACAAUGUCAUUUAAAAAAGGUAUGCUAAUCAGGGAUUUAGUAGGCUAUAAAAAAUACUCUACAUACAAUAAAAUAAUCUGAUACACUC